Molecule: messenger RNA, 1524 nt
Organism: Leguminivora glycinivorella
Lineage: Eukaryota; Metazoa; Arthropoda; Insecta; Lepidoptera; Tortricidae
Gene: Loxl2
Product: lysyl oxidase homolog 2-like
Exons: 10
Coding region: 1-1524 (507 amino acids)
Biological process (GO): peptidyl-lysine oxidation
Cellular component (GO): membrane
Molecular function (GO): protein-lysine 6-oxidase activity; copper ion binding
Source: RefSeq, a predicted model, not a curated record
AUGGACCUCGCAGUGAAAUACUUCAUAACAGUAGUGUUACUAGUGGAAGUCACUAGUCGAGAUUUGAACGAGACGGACAGGGCUGCCCGAGCUGCUUUUGUUCAGAAACUUCUGAACAAGCAGAGGCUGGCCGAAGGGAGGUUAAGCUGUUUGGUGGUCCUAACCAAUUUGAAGGCAACGUGUAUAUUUACCACGGUGGCCGCUGGGGAGCAGUCUGUGAUAAUUCCUGGGACGACGCAGCAGCUCAGGUCGUCUGCAGUCGUUGGAAUAGGAGUGGAGUGGCCACUCAUGCCGCGCAGUAUGGAGAAGCUAAACGUGAGCCACAUUCAACCAUAUUAUAGUCUUGAAGCUGCUGGUGCCACCUACGGAAAGUUCUGGAUGGACGACGUAGUCUGCGAAGGCACCGAGACAUCCCUGAACCACUGUAUCUUCAGUGGCUGGGGUUCAUCUGACUGCGAGCCUUCUGAAGCUGCCGGCGCCAUCUGUAGUGAAACUCCUGUAGCUCUCGUGAAGACAGCAAGGAGAAGUUUAAUGGAGACGUUGGAAGCCGAUGCUAGGUUGAGGCUGGUUGGUGGGAAGAGGGACAAUGAAGGAAGAGUUGAGACUUUGUAUCAAGAAACAAGGGCUACUUUAGAGCAUUCUGAUGCUGCUGGUGCUAUCUGUCGUGAAACUCCUGUAGCUUUGGCGAAGCCAGCAAGGAGAAACUUGAUGGAGACACUGGAAGCUGAUGUUUCGUUGAGGAUGGUUGGUGGGAAGAAGUACAAUGAAGGAAGAGUUGAGAUAUACUACAAAGGCGAAUGGGGCAGCGUCUGCGCAGACGGCUGGUCUUUCUAUGAGGCCAUUCCCGUCUGCCAUCAUUUAGGCCUCGGCUUCGCGGCGCAGGCCUCGCAAACUAACGUAUUUGGAGCCUCGAAGAUAGUCCUUAGCGGCGUGCAGUGUAAAGGGAACGAGAAGAGUCUAUUUGAGUGCAGUCAUGAAGAUAUUGGGGAGGUGAAGUGUCCUGGUGGUGUUGAUUCAAAAACCAACCCAGCCUGGCAGUACGAGACCCGUCGCCUGCUACGUUUCACCGCUGCCUCCCUUAACAUCGGCAAUGAUGAGUUCCGACCUUACCUGCCUAAACAUUUGUGGCAGUGGCAUCUUUGUCACAUGCACUACCACAGUAUGGAGGUUUUCGCGACGUUCGACGUCCUCAACGCGACUGGACACAGAGUGGCAGAGGGCCAUAAGGCCUCCUUCUGUUUAGAAGAUAACACCUGCUUACCCGGAGUAGACAAGAAUUAUUCUUGCAAGAAUUAUGGGGACCAAGGAAUUUCCGUGAACUGUUCAGACAUCUACAUGUACAACAUCGACUGUCAAUGGGUCGACGUCACCGAUGUGGAACUCGGUGACUAUACUUUUAAGGUGGCAGUAAAUCCUCACGCCCGAAUAGCAGAACAACAGUUCCAUAAUAACGCGGCUACUUGCGUGCUUCGGUUAUCAGAAACCUACGCGAGUGUGUAUGGAUGCACGCUUGGACGUCCAUAG